Gastrolobium bilobum is the source of this 1374-nucleotide messenger RNA. Its product is annotated as protein ENHANCED DISEASE RESISTANCE 2-like. The transcript has 3 exons. The record is from RefSeq and is a predicted model, not a curated record. NCBI's taxonomy places the organism in Eukaryota, Viridiplantae, Streptophyta, Magnoliopsida, Fabales, Fabaceae. The coding region runs from base 163 to 1110 and encodes 315 amino acids.
GAAAAGAAAAGGAAAUCAAAUAGAUAGAAGAAAAGAUAAAGGAAAAACCUUUAAUCUCAAUCUCAAGUGUGUCCCAAAACAAAACCCUGAAUCGAAUACAGCAGAUACAAUACAAGGAGUGAUUGCACACUGUACAGGACUACAGGGAAGCAGGGCACAUUUAUGGCUGGCCCUGGUGAUAGAAAGGAAUCCGAAUGGAUAGAUAGGAUAAUAUCUGAAGGAGCCGUUCCACUUCUUGAGCCAGAUAAUUGUUCAAAUGGUUGGGCUUCCCCUCCUGGAGAUGCAUUUAUGGUUAGAGGUCCUGAGUAUUUUACCACAAGGGUUAAGAUUCCUGCUGGUGAUUAUCUGCUCAAGCCUCUUGGUUUUGAUUGGAUUAAAAGUUCAGUGAAAAUCGGGGAUAUAUUAAACGAUCCAAAUAGUCGAGUUAGGAAGGUCAUUGAUAAUGAGUUUCAAGCAGGUGAUAAACCCUUUGUAUGGGCAUUCAAUCUUCAAGUCCCAACCAAGGAUAACUAUAGUGCGAUCGCAUAUUUUACAAACAAAGAGCCUGUUGCUGAGGGGUCCCUGAUCGAGAAGUUCUUGAAAGGUGACAAUGCGUUCAGAAACUCAAGGCUCAAGUUGAUUGCCAACAUUGUCAAAGGUCCUUGGAUUGUUAGAAAGGCUGUUGGAGAGCAGGCUAUAUGCGUAAUUGGGCGCGCCCUUUCCUGUAAAUAUUUCACGGCAGAGAAUUUCAUAGAAGUAGAUAUUGAUAUAGGGUCUUCCAUGGUUGCAAGCGCAAUUGUCCAUUUGGCAUUUGGUUAUAUCUCAUCUUUGACUGUUGAUCUGGCUUUUCUUAUUGAGAGCCAAGCUGAAUCAGAGCUUCCAGAAAAAAUUCUAGGUGCUUUCAGAUUUUCUGACCUCGAUCCUGCUUCAGCUAGAACAAUUGAACCAUCAUCUGUUAUGAGUUCUGAUAGUUUACAAACAUCUUUACCUACUAGAUGGUGGAAGUCAAUUGGGCAGGGCUUUUCCCACAUUCUUCAUUCAGGUCCUCAAGAAGAUGGCUCUACUUCUGGCUCACAACAUGCAAAAAUUGUAGUAGAUCACAAAGACAGUGCGACUGAUGUCAAGCAAUGAUAUACUGGAGGAAUUGAAGGGAUAUGAAGUUCCAUUUGGAUGUGGUGAUUCUUUUAGCCAUUUUUUGAUGAUUGGGUUCGGAGCAUCUGUCUUGUGACUUAAUUCUUGCCUAUGGUAGUAUUUUGUAUGACUACAAAAAGUUAGGAACUUAGAGUGGCCUCAUUUUUUUGUAUUUUUGGCUGGAUUAUUGUGUAUAUCUUUUUAAGUAAAUUCUACGUAUUUAUUGUUGGAAUCCUGACUUUUGCUCUUGUCUGGUGAAUUUUU